Molecule: messenger RNA, 1462 nt
Organism: Onychomys torridus (southern grasshopper mouse)
Lineage: Eukaryota; Metazoa; Chordata; Mammalia; Rodentia; Cricetidae
Product: nuclear receptor coactivator 5-like
Exons: 9
Coding region: 112-1242 (376 amino acids)
Source: RefSeq, a predicted model, not a curated record
UAGUUCUUUCAGUCUCUAGUGAUUGAGCGCCCACUACCUUCUGGGCAGCAUUCUGGUUGCUAAGGAGAGAUCAACAAGCUGUCCUUGCCCUCAAGAAACUAAAGAGAAACUAUGUUCAGCGGACUUAAGAUGUUUUCAUUGAUCAGGCACCAUUUAGGACAUAGAAGACCUUCAGUAGCGAAAAGUACUGAAGAAUUAUGGGGGAAUGUGUUUGAUUAUUCAAAAAGGAAUGAAGAUAACCAUGAGCAAUACCAGUACUUCCAGCUAGAUCUUACCAGUGGCGGGGAUGCUCAGAGAGAGGCGCUUUUCCAGCAUUUCUACCGACUGCUCCAGAAAGCAUGGAAUCGAGAGAGACCUUCGGAUUGCGUUAUUGUCUCUAUGGAUACAAGUCAGAGGGAUUAUGCGACAGCCAUAGGCCGCCGCCUACGGGACCAUGGUCUUGUAGUGGAAACAAUUCACCUGGCCUCGGGAUCGGACCUCACUCGUGCACUGCAGGAUGUUAAAGAUGAUGGUUCCCCCUUCUGUAUUCUCGUGGAGCCGUCUAAUGUGAAAUAUUCCUCUUGUACCGUAAUCAAGCUUCAUGAGUCCAUCAAAAUACAUGGGCAUGUGCCCCUGGAGGAUGCGCUGCUUCUGGUUGUUAAAGAAUUGAAGGCGUUUUUCUCUGGACAAAGCACUGGGGUUUCUCAGAGGGCUUCUGAGCUGGUGGAUGACUUCCUGGGCCGUGAGCUCCUGAACAGCUACUCUGUUCCAUCCGGCAUCUGUCAUCUUCUUUUCCUGUUGAGUGAGGGGAAGCAUUUGUACAGUGAUGAGCUGGGUGUGCUCCUGGACUACCUGACAAUCAGGAAAAAGCAACUGCAAGGAUGCGAGGCUCCGGAUCCAUCAGCCAAGAGCAGCGUUCCCGCCUUGUUUCAGGGCAAGAUCGCCCCCACUGUGAGCAAGCCUCCUCCUCUGCUGCCCGUUUCUGGCCCCCGGCCCUUGCUGGAUAUUCCCCCUUCCCGCUCAGUCAAGCCCCUUGUUGGAGACAGGCAGGAAGCUGGCCUGCUCCCAGCAUCAGGACCAGUCAAGCCCAAAAGUCUGUUUCCCCCUCCCUUGCUUCAGAUAGGCCCAUCUAAGAGGCCUGCUCCUUCAGGAUGCCCCCGUGCCGUGCCUGUCAAAAGACCAAGACUUUUGGCUCCAUUGCCAGUUCUGUUAAAGUCAGUGCCAGCCAAGUGGGCACUCCAACCCGUGUCCUUACAGAAUUAAGGGAUGUGCUGAGGAGUCUGAAGAACAAGGUGACUGGUUGUGGCCCAGAUGGCAGCUUUACAUCUUCCAAGAAUCAAGGCCCUGCCUGGCUGCAGCACUGCUUGCUGUUCAAGCCCUGAACACAACUGUGGCUUUCUUUGACAUAUAGUCCUGUGGAGACUUUCUCAUGUACACAGUGUUUUUAUGUCAAACAAGAUAGUUGUACAAGGUCAUUGUUACA